CACACGCAGGCUCCACUUCCGGUUCCCAGGCGAGCCUGGGAGGCGCCCUGGAGUUGCGGCUGCGGGGAAGGAGAUUUAAGUCGCCUCCCCAUCAAGAACAGAACUGGCCGCCAGGCAGGGAUUAUUUCACAACUUCUUUGGAAAGUCAGCUGAGUGGAGAUGGAAGAGGAGCCCAACUCUGUAAAUCCUGAGACAGGAAAGAGACCCAGAGUCCCUCAGGCGGGGAGCAAAGGGGAGUUCUGGGAAAGAACUGUUCCCAAAUUCCUGGGAAAGGACAACUGGUUAGACAUCAAGUGCCAGUGCUUCAAAGACUUUUGCUACUGGGAGGGUGAAGGACCUCGGGAGAUCUGCAGUCACCUUCACCAGUUUUAUCGACAGUGGCUGAAGCCAGAAAAAAACACCAAAGCUCAGAUGCUGGACCUCAUGAUCCUGAAGCAGUUUCUUGCCAUCCUGCCCCCCGAGAUUGGGACCUGGAUCAAGGAAUGUGGAGCAGAGACCACUUCCCAGGCAGUGGCUCUGGCAGAAGGUUUCCUCUUGAGCCAGGCUGAAGACAAGAAACAGAUGCAAUGGAUGUUAGCCAAAGCACCCACUGAGCUUCCCAAAGCAGACAAAGCUCCGUUGGAUGUCAUGGAAAAGCCGUUGUGGAGAGGAAUUGUGCGGGAGGAAGGUGGAGAAGCCGCCUCAUUGGGUAGCAAAGCCCGUCUGGAAUUCCAUUCUAUGCCUACUACUGGAGCAGUUGAAACGGUUGCUAUCCACCUUGAUCUGGGUACAGUAUCCUUCCAAGAGGUGGCUGUGGAUUUUUCAGAAGAGGAAUGGGCUCUUUUGGAUCCUUCCCAAAAAGCUUUGUAUAGAGAAAUCAUGGAGGAGAAUUAUUUGAUGGUAUCCUCUCUGGCUCCCAGACGUACGACUCAAGGGGACCACUUACUGCUAUCUCCAGGGGCAGAAGAAGUGAAAGCGAAGCAUGGAUGGAAGAUGCUGCCUAAUUCAGGUGCAAGGUCACGUGAACCAGUAUUAGGAGGACAGCCUUACACCGUAGGACCUUCGGUUUCCAAGGAUCGAGAUGCACGUGUAAUGCGGGAAGAGGAUGCCUUGUCAUCAGCCAGUAGACCGUCAAGGCGAACAAGGAAGAGAAGAAUUGAUCGGGUGCUGAUCAUGAUUGAUAGCAUACUUCAAGACUCAAGGAAGGAGCAGGAAGUCUUUGCUCAGGAGCUGGAAGCAGACCGGGAGCACAACGAUGCCUUCUUCCAAACGAUGGAGAACAAUGCAAGAGAACGUUCACUUGAACGCCAGAAGCUUGCCCAGCUAACCAGGACUGUUCUCCAGUCGCUUCAACUGCUUAAUGAAAGACUGAGGAAUCUCCUUCAUGCAGACCGCUUGCCGUCAUCUGUGGUAGACAUGCCACAUGAAGAUCGUAAUCACCAGCAAAGAGCAAACCAGACUCUUUGCAACCACUUUAGGUCUGCUAGGGGCCUAUCUGGCAAGAUACCGCUUGAGCAGGCUGGUCAUACCUGACCAUUUGGGAACAUCCAGCAGAAAUAAUUUUGUAAUCGGUCCCACCAAGGCACAGAAGGUCACUGUCUAGGACUUGACUCAAUCAUUGGCUCCAGCUUCCUCCUCUAAGUCAGGGAAGCAGCAUAGCUCAAAGUGAGCUGGCUCAAAGGGAACAAGGUGCCUUGUUCUGUCAUCUGCUGGCCAAGGACCAUGAACUUAGGUAGUCUGCAUCAUCCCAAUAAUACUCCCCCUUCGAUGGCAUGUAAGCUUAUGCCUCUCCAUGAGGAUGUCAUGCUGACAGUAGUAAAUACUCAUCACCCAAUAUACAUGAGCACAUGAUGCAGCACCUGUCACCCAUGCUCUCCAACUCUAGUUCAAUUAUUCAAGGGAGUGUUCAUUAUUACCGCUUACGCAUAGUCUGGGUGCAUGCAACUAAAAGGCUCAGUCUUUUUUUUUGUCAGUCUCUGGUUGAAAUAGCACUUCAAAAGAAGCAUAAAAACUCUACCAAUUGACCCAAGGGAACUGCCUGAUGGGCCACCAACCAACCCUCCUGAAGGAGGUCCACUGGACAGGGACCAGCAGUGUCAAACAUUGGAAGGGAAAACUGACAGUUCCUGCAGUGAGGUCAUGGCAAGUUGUGUUUUUAUAUGCAGUAGGCAACAUGGUACCACCACCAAACAACACAGCGGCUGUCUGGUGCUUCAGUAGUGGAUAUAUGGAGGUGCUGUGAUGCUUCCUUAUCAUCUUUUCUAUAGCAACCCACCACAAACUGCUGCUGUCUCAGCACCAGCCCACCUCCAUCCAAAGCACCAUAAUCCCAUGCAUGAAGGUAUCUCUCACAAAUAAUGGGACAGACCAAGGACGACUGGGUCCUCAUGUAUGAACCAUGCUGUAGGAAGAAGUUCCAGCUCCUGACAGUGAUUGCGGCAAUGUCCUGAUCAAAAUGCACACACAGCCAGAAUGUUUCCCUGGUCCUGCGUUGCCAAAUACCUCGGACUCAUCUGACAAUCCAGAGGAUGACACAAAGCAGGAUGUAGGUAUGAUCUGUAGUGGCCAUUGGGAAUUUUGGUCUUGUGUGGGCCUCUUGUGUCCACUCAGGGAAAUCAUGUCAGGAUUUCCUGAAGCAUAAUAUGUUCCCCCCACCCUCUGGUCUUCUUUAGCUCCACUCGAGUGACAAUUCACGUACUUCGGCCUUCCUAGAUUUUGGCCUGUAAGUACCCAUCCGUGCAGCUUGCUAUUACAGAGGUUGCAAUACCAGUUUUCAUACCACCAGCAUUACAUUUCUG
This is a messenger RNA of Candoia aspera, 2777 nucleotides long. RefSeq names its product zinc finger protein with KRAB and SCAN domains 5-like. The coding region runs from base 160 to 1512 and encodes 450 amino acids. NCBI's taxonomy places the organism in Eukaryota, Metazoa, Chordata, Lepidosauria, Squamata, Candoiidae. Gene Ontology annotation, biological process: regulation of DNA-templated transcription. The transcript has 8 exons. The record is from RefSeq and is a predicted model, not a curated record.